AUGCUGGGAAACAAGUGCUUGGCGGAUGGGCUCAAAGAAUGGGAUCAAAGUGAGGAGUCCGUGCUUUCCGAUAACAACAUUGAGGAGGGCCUGGUGAACUUGAACGAACUUAGUCAAUGCUCCCACAACAAGCUGAGCAUCCGCAUCAGCAAGGGGUGCCAUCUGACGGCGGGUCUUACGACUGCUACCACCACUGAGCAUGGCGCUGGCCUGUCCGACUCUAGUGAUGAUUGCAGCGAAGCCCUGGGCGAUCUUGUAGCCCUGGAGGGGCGCAUUGAUGAGGUUGAUCUUCUGGGUGUCAAUGCGGAGGUUGUCAGAGAGGGUGGUGAUCUCCUUGAAGGCCUGAACGAUCUGCUGGGCAGGAGUAGCCUGGGCAGCGACGAGCCCGAAGGCAGCGAGAGUACCGACGAUGAUGAGGUGGACAGAGGGCCUGCUACUUAUACAGAAUUCAGCGCUGUGUUGCUCACGAUCAUUGAUGGUGACAUUGGCCUAGCUGGCUAUCACCAGUAUUCUAGCUAG
Messenger RNA from Morchella importuna, 519 nucleotides. RefSeq lists its product as uncharacterized. Bases 1 to 519 code for a protein of 172 amino acids. The record is from RefSeq and is a predicted model, not a curated record. NCBI's taxonomy places the organism in Eukaryota, Fungi, Ascomycota, Pezizomycetes, Pezizales, Morchellaceae. The transcript has 5 exons.